Molecule: messenger RNA, 459 nt
Organism: Echinococcus granulosus
Lineage: Eukaryota; Metazoa; Platyhelminthes; Cestoda; Cyclophyllidea; Taeniidae
Product: U1 small nuclear ribonucleoprotein C
Exons: 3
Coding region: 1-459 (152 amino acids)
Biological process (GO): spliceosomal snRNP assembly; mRNA 5'-splice site recognition; mRNA splicing, via spliceosome
Cellular component (GO): U1 snRNP; nucleus
Molecular function (GO): pre-mRNA 5'-splice site binding; zinc ion binding
Source: RefSeq, a predicted model, not a curated record
AUGCCAAAGUAUUAUUGUGAUUACUGUGACAAGUUCCUGACACAUGACUCACCUUCGGUGCGUAAAACACAUUGCACGGGACGUACCCACAAAAACAGCGUCCGUGAAUACUACCAAAAGUGGCUCGAAGAGCAGGUCCAAAAGCUGGUCGAUCACGCCUCUGAGGCAUACAGACAAGGAAAGGUGCCUCCCCCCAUGUUUGGUGGCGCAAUGGGUAUACCCCCUCCGGGCAUGCCAGGAAUCCCGCCUGUGGGUGCUUUCCCCCCCCAAUUUCCUCCGAUGAUGCCGGCUCCGCCAAUGGGGAUAAGACCGCCCAUGGGCCCCCAGAACGUGAUGCCGGGUGUCGGUGUGCCUCCCGGGCCGCCGAUGCCUCCCACCUGGGGCCCUCCCAGGCCUGGUGCUCUCCCAUCCGUGCCAACCUCGGGGAUGAUGCCACCUCAACGGGGGCCGAUCCAGUGA